Molecule: messenger RNA, 1211 nt
Organism: Eurypyga helias (sunbittern)
Lineage: Eukaryota; Metazoa; Chordata; Aves; Eurypygiformes; Eurypygidae
Gene: MFSD12
Product: major facilitator superfamily domain containing 12
Exons: 9
Biological process (GO): carbohydrate transport
Cellular component (GO): membrane
Molecular function (GO): symporter activity
Source: RefSeq, a predicted model, not a curated record
GCACCACCUGUGUCCUCGUGUCCUUCCCCUUCAUCUUCAACCCCUGCCUGGGUUGCAAGGAGAACACGCCGCAGUGGGCAGCCUUCAUCUACUACCUCCCUUUCAUCAUCAUCUUCCAAAUCGGCUGGGCGGCCACACAGAUCUCCCACUUGUCCCUCAUCCCUGAGCUGGUGACCACUGACCAUGAGAAGGUGGAGCUCACAGCUUUCAGGUAUGCCUUCACCGUCAUGGCCAAUAUUACUGUGUACGGCCUGGCCUGGCUGCUGCUGAACUUCCAGGUGGACCAGCCUGACCGCACAGAGCACUUAGGCAUCCAAGAUGUCCCUAUAUUUCGGAACCUGUCCCUCAUCGUGGUGGGGCUGGGGGCCGUGUUCUCCCUCAUCUUCCACCUGGGCACCAAAGAGAAGCUGUACCCGCCGGGCUUACUGCCCCAGCUGGAGGAGAGCACACCCCUGCUGCAGAAGGAGCCUACGAGCCCCCCGCGCCCACUGCUGAUCUGGAAAGACUGGCUGCUGGAGCCUGCCUUCUACCAGGUUGCAGUGCUCUACAUGUCCACCCGGCUCAUCGUCAACCUGUCCCAGACUUACAUCGCCAUGUACCUGACCAACUCGCUACUACUGCCCAAGAAAUACAUCGCCACCAUUCCCCUGGUGAUGUACAUCAGUGGCUUCCUUUCCUCCUUCCUCAUGAAGCCUGUGAAUAAGUGGAUAGGUCGAAAUUUGACCUACUUCGUGGGCAUCCUGGUGAUCUUGGCCUUUGCCUCCUGGGUGACCCUGGCCAGGCAGAUGGGAGUGGAGAUCUAUGGGGCGGCUGUGCUGCUUGGGGCUGGCUCGGCCACCAUCCUGGUCACCUCCCUCUCCAUGACAGCAGAUCUCAUUGGCACCAACACGCACAGCGGCGCCUUCGUCUAUGGCGCCAUGAGCUUCACCGACAAGAUGGCCAACGGCCUGGCUGUGAUGGCGAUCCAGAACCUGCACCCGUGCCCGACCGAGCUCUGCUGCCCUGCCUGCAUCAGUUUCUACCACUGGGUGAUGGUGUUGGUCACCGGAGGCAUUGCCAUCGCUGCCAUUGCCUCUCUGUGCUGCAUUAUGGUCUGGCCCAUCCGUAUCCGCUACCGUGCUGUCUGCCUGCAGGGGCUGAGUGGAGUGGGGACCCCCUACGGCGGGAUGGAGAGUGUGGAGGGAAGGAGCCGGGGAAGCACCGUCAACUGA